Molecule: messenger RNA, 390 nt
Organism: Misgurnus anguillicaudatus (oriental weatherfish)
Lineage: Eukaryota; Metazoa; Chordata; Actinopteri; Cypriniformes; Cobitidae
Source: RefSeq, a predicted model, not a curated record
AACGUGAGUCACGUGAAUGUUUAUGUGAAAAACAAUAUAUAAGGAUCAGACACAGCUCUCUGUAAAUGGGUUUCAGCCGAGCACACACUGAAGUAAUCCAACAGAAAGAUGAAGGUUCUGCUGCUGUCAUUGGUUCUCGCACUGCUGUUGGCUGAUGGAUUUGCCUUGAAAUGUAAUAACUGUGUUCCCCGCUCUGGUGGACGUUGUUCGACCACCAGGGAGACUUGUGGUUAUAAGCAAGAUGCCUGUGUAUCCGCCAGAUUUACAAUCUAUCCUUUUUCUUACUUCCGGAGGUGCAUUGCUAUGUCCGACUGCAUGAUUCUUCGGGCCAGCGCUCACAUAUCAGCCUCAUGCUGUCAGAGUGAUCUGUGCAAUUAAAUUCACAGGGCG